Messenger RNA from Pseudocercospora fijiensis CIRAD86, 804 nucleotides. RefSeq lists its product as uncharacterized. Bases 1 to 804 code for a protein of 267 amino acids. The transcript is spliced from 11 exons. Lineage: Eukaryota; Fungi; Ascomycota; Dothideomycetes; Mycosphaerellales; Mycosphaerellaceae. The record is from RefSeq and is a predicted model, not a curated record.
AUGUGUCGUUGCUUUGCUGAUGCACGGCGUCCCGUGACGAUUGCAGCCAUGCUCAUUGCUCAAUCGUCCGUCCCAUCAUCCCGUCCACAGACCACCAUCAGAUACGUACUCUCCCCGGGUGAAGUGGCAGCGGGUUCUACUGUACUGUACCGUAAGUACAUCGAACCCAAUCAUCUUAUUAGCUCCCUCCCGCACAUCCAUGGAAGAACCCUUCUCACAUGCGUAUGUACAGGUAUCCCUAGGCGAACUCUAUUCCCGAACGCUGGAGGAGGUGAUGGGAAGGUGAAACUGCAUUCAUUGCUUUGCUUUGCUUUGCUGUUUGCUUGGAUGUGUGUGUGUACCGGUCUGGGCUGCAUAUGUACGGAUUUAUUUUUUUGGGGUCUGGGUUUGUCAGACUGUCCGCCUCGAGAGCGCCUCGUGAUUAUUCUAGAACCUUGGCGUUCUAUACGCGGCCUGCAUGAAGCUGAAAGAAUGUGCUAUGGUGGCUCCUUGACGCCUGACUUGAUGAUCCCUUCUGAGAGGGUACUAGCGAGGAAAAAAAAGGCAGAGUUCGAAGGGGGCGAGAACGAGAAGGUGCAGCAUGCAUGCGUGGCCUUGUGCAAUUAUUCCACCUGCCGGGUUGAUGCCGCACACUACUCUCUGAGGCUGGGAAGCCGGAAAAAGCUCCCUCUUGUUGCUCCGCUUCGCACAACCAGCGUUUCAAAAUCUGUGGCGUGGAAGGUUAAGCGCCUCGUGCGAUGCGAUGCGAUGCGCUACAUGUACUCACCGUCUGAUGAUGAUGAUGAUGAUGACGAUGACGAAUAA